This is a messenger RNA of Monomorium pharaonis (pharaoh ant), 4297 nucleotides long. RefSeq lists its product as uncharacterized. The record is from RefSeq and is a predicted model, not a curated record. Lineage: Eukaryota; Metazoa; Arthropoda; Insecta; Hymenoptera; Formicidae. The transcript has a single exon. Bases 1276 to 2253 code for a protein of 325 amino acids.
GCAAAUGGGAUCGCCACUCCCAUGGUCUCCGUCCGAAUUGAAUUCCGGCAUCCCGGACACGGAUUAACGGGGGACUUUAUGCACUUCUUUACUUGCCACGUACGAUGUAGCGGUAGUUCAGGGUUGCGCGAGCCCAUUCUCCGCCGGAGAUUGCAUGUGCGCGGCAACGAACCUACUUGAAAUGCCCUGCCAUGUGACAAUUCCGGUAGCCGUGGUUGUCGAAAGGGUCCGCUAUUGUUUCGGCUUGUAAUGCGUGCACGUGUGGGUGGUUUAAUUAAUGUAAUUGAAGUGACUCCGGUGCGAGAGAAAAAAAAGAUAAGCGCGAAACGCGCGAGCUUGAAGAAGUAUGUACGCACCACCACGGUUCCGCGUGCUUUCAUGAAACUAAAAUAAUCGCGUUAUUUGACUAAAUUAAUGGAGACUCGGGAACACAACAUUUGUGUUUUAUUCUCGUGAAUUGUUGCCACACUAGAAGCUUUUAAUGGAAAAAAUUGUUACUUUUAGCAAAACAAAAUUUAUUUGUAUUAUCAUAUCGCAUUUUUUACCUGUGUGACAAAUAGAACGAUAAGUUAUAUUUUUUAAUAAACAAACGUAACAAAGAACAAAAAUUGUUUAGUAAAAUGUUGCUGAAAAUUAACUAAAUAAGCUUGCCGUAUCUUGAAUAAAAUUUUCACGAAGUUAAAGCAACUUUUCGAAUAAUAAAUGAUCUACCUGCUACAGUCGUAUAAUAAAAAUUGCAUCAUGAGAUAGCGCAAGAAAUCCUUUGAUACAAGCUACUAAACUUAAGCUACUGGAUUAAAUAUUUAAAUUAAGCUCAUCUUAUUGGCGUAUUAUUCAUUAUACCGCAUUAAAAAUCGAUACAAUUAAAUACAUAUUCGAUUCCUCUUGCACGAAUUGUAAAGAAUAUCUAGGACAUAUUUCACAACAUUUUUGUUUGCUAAAACUGCGAUCUAAUCCCACGAGUUUGAUUUGCAUCACUGAGUGACUAGUACCGUAAACCACCGUUGAUCUUGAAUUGACUAUACGCUACGCUAGAUACGCUAAGGCCAUGUGAAAUCGAUGGUAUUCGGUUCGGCCGAGCGAUUAUCGUGCGAUAUAAAAGAGCUGAUAUUAUUGCGCGAAUAUCACAGUGCAUGCCGGCGCGUUACUACAUCAGAAGUCCCUCUGUCUUGUGUCUACUCCAUUUACUGAGGUAUACAUACAAUUUCGAGUAAAUUCGUGGAUUGAAUUGGAGUACCCGGGCUUCCACAAGCAACGGGGACAUCCACAAAACAAAUGAAGAUCUAUGUAGGAUGGUAUGCCGCUUACGCUGUGCUCUGCGUUUGCGCGCAUCCGUCGAGAGACCGACCUAACGAGAUGUACAUUAGCAGCUCGAGAUCGUUUAAUCCAAAAUCAACAGCUAAUGGUUUCGAGAAGCAGCUAUCUGCGACUGAAUUGUUCAAGAUCUUCGAGGAUAGUGAAGAUUUCGAGGAGGAAGAGGAACCGUCAACAAUGAGAGCGAUCGUUACGAGGGCAAAGACUAGGCCGGUUCUACUACCCUUGAUCAUAGAACCCGAGGCGGAAAUGUUGCCGGCCGGUUACAGAGGCGUGAAGCCGCCUGGAGUCACCCAUAUGGAACUUGCGUUCCUGAAACCGCAAAUAAGCCCAUCGGGCCGCAAGAGUGCGACAUUACGGGCUUCGACGCCGGAUGACGAGAACUCCGGUAAAUCCAGCGAAUUUAAUCGAGAUAACGACGCGCAUUAUGCUGCGACGAAGCAUAAGACGCAAGCCGCAAGUGAUGACCACGCUAACGAUAGCCUCACCGUUGUCGAGGUAGGUUCAAAGGGCGACACAAGAAAGCAGAACGAGAUGGCCGAGUACAGAGAAGUUUCCGGCGUGAGUAAAAGCCAUUCCGAAAAUGAGAAUCGCGCGAAGAAUCAUAAAGAAGAAGUCGUAAAAAAGAAGGAAGCUACCUACGAGACCGGAGAUGAUCACGAGAAGGCCCGUAACACCGCCGGAUAUAGCAACGUUUAUCACAAAGAUGAGUUCAAGAAAGACGCUGAUUUCUACAAUAACGGGCAUCAAGGUGGGCAUUUCGAGAAACACGGUCGAUAUGACGAAAGACACGCUGCUGCUAAGGGCAAAUAUGCAAAAGGCAGAAGUAACGGUUCUAGAUUCAUCGAGGAAGCCAACAAACAAGCUAACAGAGAAAGUUCGAAGAAAAGACGAGAGACAACCAGGAAGCCCAAGGUCACCCUAAGACAGAUUCCUUAGGAACUUGGGCGGAUUCACGAAGCAGACGGGCUUAACAAAGAGUUGAAAGUUCGCUUUCAGCAACGACGACCUAAGUUAACAUGUUAUGACGCUCGCGUGAGUCAUAAUUGUAUAGUAGUUGUUAAUUCAAAGAUACAAUUAUUCAAACAAAUAUUACACCGUAUUCAUAUAUUUAAUAAUGCACGUACAUUUAUCCAUAGGGGUUUCAUGUAUACACGCGCGAUUUAGUACAAUAUAAAAUUAUAUAAACGCGAAUUUUCUUUCCCCUUUCGUUUUUGUAUUUUAUUAAUAAAUCGAUUAAAAACAAACAUAUUAUUUGUCAUUUUAAUAUCGUCACAAUUUUAUAAUUAUAAGAAAGAAUACAUAAAUCGAUGUCCUCGUUACAUUCAUCAAAUUCAUCGAUUUUUAAUUCAGCAAAAAAUUUUUAAUUAAUAAUCAAGCAACUGAAGAGCUUCGGCAAUAAAUUUAAUUUCUCCGAUUCAUCACAACGCAAUGAUCCUUGUUUUAUUUACGCAACCGAUAGGGAUAAUUGAACACCCAAUCGCAAUCGGCCGCGGCCGGCGGUUAAUGGAUGUUAAACAAUACCCGCAUUGUUGUGCCCGAUGAAUUGCAAUCUUUCGCGAGUGGUCUCGCCGCGAAAUGAGAAUCAAGGUACAUAAUUGAUGCAUAUAGGAGUCGUUGUAUCUCCCCGCGUUCUCGUUGCGGGCUCGCCACCGGAGCGCCCGCGAGGGCAUUCCACUUCGGUAACCUAUACCUAUCGGUCUCCUACCAACUCCGCUCUAGUCUGACUACGAUAUAUAUAUAGAUAUAUGUAUAAAGCCCGCAUCCCCUUCGUGGCUCAGUGAGCUCGGGUUCCCCGCAUUCAUCAACAAUAAGCCGCGGCACCUACCGUCCUCGCAUACGUAUCUGCGAGAACCACCUUAUGUAGGUACGUGUGUAUAUUCGCGCGGUAGCUAUGCCACCCUCUCCCUACGCACACACGCCGUGUCGAUGCGUGUACGUGCACGCACGCGAUGGUUGUAUUUUAUAUGUAUCUGUCGGUCUAUGUACACGGUGUAUAUAAAGGUGCAUGUAUAUCGGAAGUGGUGGAACGCGGCGCGAAUACAUAAAUCAGAUGCCGCUCUGCAGGCUGCCACCCAUAUCACUUCGUACAACGGCCAUGAAUGAAUAGAGCCGUGUUUGAGUUAUCGUCCGACCUGGUCUUCCAGAAACUGCGGAACGCCGGCGUUAAGUUUUACCGCUCGGAAUGCUUCUUAAUGGAAGUGAAACGCGUUCCCCUUUAACUGCUUUAACACGCUGUAUGAAUUUCCGCAGAAUUCAACACAGAAUUCGAGUAAAGCGACUACGAACGUUAUCUAAUUACAUAAGUUGUCUUAUUUUGGUAUUUUGUAGUUCAAUCAAUGUUCUCGCGAAACCUUGGCGCGUACGUAACGAACGUCAGCUCUCGGAUAAUUUACGUCAAAGAAGUAGAUCUGACAGUUUACCUCGACGGCGACGUUUUAUCCCGAGAAGAAAUGCAAUUUAUCUUCUGAUAAUCUCCAAUCCUUCGAAAGCGGACGUUCGCCUCGUAUCUUGCCCUCCUUCCUUUUUAUUUGACCGUCGCACGUCCGAUGCGCUCGUGUGAUUCUCCGAGAACGCCUGAUUUCGGCGAUCUGAUCGCCUUUUCGCGAUAGUUUAUUGUCACCCGUUUAUCUUCACUGGGAAAAACUCUAGCAGUGAAACAACGAGAAAGUCUACCAAAAACCACAUUCUGAAGUUUGAGGUUUGUUUCGCAAUUUGUGUGAAUGACAUAAAGUUACGCGAGUAUCAUAAAAAAUUGACAGAAAAGUAUGGAGUACACCGUAGAGGAGCGCAGGAAACGUAAAUAAUAUAUUUAAUUUAUUACAAGUACGUAUGUGAGUUCAGACGUUAUCAUUUAUUAUUAAUAUGCGAAAAAGAGCCAAGUAAGUAACUUUCGUUUUUAUAUGGUUUAAAUACCUCGCAUUACAUAUCUACAAGGUAUACAUAUAAAAUAAACCUAAAAAUAAAAAAAUAAAAAUAAAAA